Messenger RNA from Gracilinanus agilis (Agile Gracile Mouse Opossum), 933 nucleotides. RefSeq names its product olfactory receptor 10G7-like. Bases 1 to 933 code for a protein of 310 amino acids. Gene Ontology annotation, biological process: G protein-coupled receptor signaling pathway. The transcript has a single exon. Gene Ontology annotation, molecular function: G protein-coupled receptor activity; olfactory receptor activity. NCBI's taxonomy places the organism in Eukaryota, Metazoa, Chordata, Mammalia, Didelphimorphia, Didelphidae. The record is from RefSeq and is a predicted model, not a curated record. Gene Ontology annotation, cellular component: membrane.
AUGGAUAGACAAAAUGAGAGCUUUGUGUCUACAUUCAUCCUCACAGGGUUUCCCCGUGCUCCAGACCUAGGGGCAACCCUGUUUGGGAUCUUCUUAGUGAUUUAUUCACUCACUUUAUUGGGGAACCUCCUCAUCUUGUUGGUGAUCAAGAUGGACUCUCACCUCCACACUCCCAUGUACUAUUUUCUGGCCAACCUCUCCUUCAUUGACAUGUGGUUCUCCACUGUUUCUGUGCCCAAGAUACUCAUGGGUCUCCUCUCCCCAGAUGGUUGGGCCAUCUCAUUUCACAACUGUGUAGCCCAACUCUACUUCUUCUAUGGUCUGGCAAACACUGAGGCUUUCCUCUACACAGUCAUGUCCUAUGACCGCUAUAUGGCUAUCACUUAUCCUUUGCAAUAUGCUACCAUGAUGAGUGGGAAAAGGUGUGCCAUUCUAGCUGGAGGCACAUGGCUCAGUGCUGCUAUCCACUCAGCAGUUGUGACUGCCUUGACCUUCCGCCUGCCCUACUGUGGCCCCAACCAGAUUGAGCAUUACCUUUGUGAUGCACCAGCCAUUCUCAAGUUGGCCUGUGCAGACACCUCAGUCAAUGAGAUGGUGAUCUUUGUCAACAUUGGGGUGCUUGCCUCUGCAUGUGGCUUCCUGAUUUUCCUUUCCUACGUGUCCAUCGUUCGUGCUAUCCUGAAGAUCCGCACAGCAGAAGGCAGACACAAAGCUUUCCAGACUUGUGCUUCCCACUGCACUGUGGUUCUCUGCUUCUUUGGGCCAGCUCUCAUCAUUUAUCUAAGACCAGGCUCAAAACACAUUAUGGAUAGGAUUGUGGCCAUUUUUCAAACAGUAAUCACACCUCUAUUGAAUCCCUUGGUAUACACACUAAGGAACAAGGAAGUAAAGAUGGCUUUACUUAGGCUGAAAAAUAGGGGUAAUUUUGUUUAG